Liolophura sinensis is the source of this 2471-nucleotide messenger RNA. Its product is annotated as 5'-nucleotidase domain-containing protein 1-like. NCBI's taxonomy places the organism in Eukaryota, Metazoa, Mollusca, Polyplacophora, Chitonida, Chitonidae. The coding region runs from base 24 to 1574 and encodes 516 amino acids. The transcript is spliced from 12 exons. The record is from RefSeq and is a predicted model, not a curated record. Gene Ontology annotation, molecular function: 5'-nucleotidase activity.
CACGUGUGCGCAGGCUGAACUGAAUGUACAAAACUUUUACUGUAACAGUUAAAUUUGUGCCGAGGAUUCUGUGUAGAUGUAAGACAGGCCUAUCUUUUUCGGAUCUAUCUGUGCACACUUUAGCUAUGGACGCGGCUCACCUUUUCUCCUUGGCUGACAGCGACGCCUUCGGCUUUGACCUGGACCACACACUGGCAAAGUUCAAUCUUGUCGAAAAUUUCAGACUAACAUACUCAUGUGUUGCUGAGUAUUUGAUAUCAGAGCGGGGAUACAGUUCAGAACUGAGGCAAGACCUGAACAUUCACAAGGAUUUCUGUACAAAAGGCCUAGUUCUGGAUACACCAAAGGGAAAUAUUCUAAAACUUGCAUAUGAUGGAACAGUUCUCAGGGCCAGUCAUGGUACUCGUAUGAUGCAAAGGUCAGAGGUUUUGGAGUUGUAUGGAGAUACUAAAGUCUGGGAGCACUUCAGCUAUCUAAGGGAUAACUUCAACAGUGAUGGCAAUAAUUUCAGGAUUUUUGAAAACUACUUUGAUAUGCCAGGAAUUGUCAUAUCUGCCCGAAUUGUAGACAUAAUUGACAAAAAGGCAGGUAAACCUCAGGAGAAGUAUACAUUUUGGGAGGAUGUAAUUUCAGGUUUUAUUAAUGCUUAUCGCUAUCAAAGUUUUUCAGAAAACUCUGGAGGGUAUUUUCCUGAGUUGAAGAAGUCACCUGAGCUAUAUUACAGGAAGUGUAGUGCCAAAGCUAAAAAUUGGCUGAAGUCUUUGCGGGAGCAGAAGAAGUUUGUUUUCCUCAUGACCUCAUCAUUUGUGGACUUUGCCACUCAUACUCUGGAAUUUGUAUUAGGGGAAGACUGGAAGUCCUAUUUUGACCUUUGUGUUUUCUAUGCCCGAAAGCCAUCUUUUUUUGAAGACAAACGUCCGUUCUUGAGGCUUGAUGGCAACCUGGAAAAGGAGCCACUUACAGAUCUGCAACUUCAUGGCCACUACUCUCAGGGAAAUGCUGAAGAACUCAGUAAAUUCAUUGGAAAAGUAACAGGAAAGUCAGAUCCAAAGAUUGUGUAUUUUGGAGACAGUGUGCGUUCUGAUGUGUUCCCAACCAAGUCGAAGGUAAACUGGAAUGUGGUACUGAUUAUAGAAGAGAUGGAGGCAGAAGGCUAUACGCUACAUGACGUUAAUGUAAGCCGAGAUGCUGACAAUGACGGAGAAGAGCCCAGACAUAAACGACGAAGGCAUGAGGAUGUGUGUCUGUCUACUCUUGAUCCCCUGGAGAAGGAUUACCUUCUGUCGAAAGAGUGGGGGUCAUUUUUCACGGAUAAGGCAAACCCACGCCUGGACCCCGACAAUCACAAAGGGCCCCACCGUCACAUGAACACCUUCUGGGGCUGGGCAAUUAGCCAGUACAGUGACAUUGCCAUCCCCAACAUCGAAUACAUCACAGAGUUGCCUUUAGAUCACAAGUUUUGGAGUUUUGGGCCUGGAUCCAGAUCUCAAGACAUGCUGGGCUUUCAUCCAGGCGUGCCACUGUCUCUGCAGAAGUAUGAACAGGAAAACGAUGGUUGUGUCACGAAGAUUUGAAUCAUUUAUACUUCAGAGAAGUUUUAAUGUUUUAUGCAGGUCAUGAAUCUUUUAUCACCGAUAGUGUUUAAUUGUGUAAGUAAUGAGCCAACAUGUGUAUUUGUAUGAAUAUGAGCUGAAUGAAUAUAUAUAUUUGUGUGAAUGUAAAUUUUAAUAGAGAGGGGGUUAGCACGGCGCAGUGACCCAGGGACCCUCCACCAAUGCAGCCGUUAUGAGCUCAAGUUCGUCUUAUGCUGUCUUCCUUUCCAGCUGUCUAUGGAAAGGCCUGACAGCAACCUGUAGAUGGUCUUGCGUUUUCCCCAGGGGGCCCACCAGGUUUCCUCCCACCAUAAUGCUGGUCGUCGUCGUAUAAGUGAAAUAUUCUGGAGUACAGUAUAUAACACCUAUCAAGUAAAUAAAUAAAUAAAUAAAUUUAAUUGGAAAAACAAUGUGUGUUUGGACAGCCUCAAGAUAUCUCCAUUGCUAUGGCCAAACAAAGGUCAAUUGUCAUACGGUGUUGAGUUUUUUCUUUAACCAAUAAUCAGAUCAGAUCAGAUCAGAUCGCGCUCAGUUCAGUUCAAAAGAGAUUGUUAAAGUAUCGGGUAUAAUGAUGACGAAUAUUGUCAGUGCCACUAAUCCUGUGGUAAACAGUAGACAUGGGUAUGUAUGCUGAGCCUGUUGUUAUUUACUACAUUCAGUUACAGUGUACUUGUUAUUUAGUACAUUCUAGUUAGUGAGUUAUUAUUGCCUGUAAACAUAGAAUAGGGAGAUGCCGACAGUUAAUGUUUGAGUUGUGUACUUGUCUCUCAGCACUCAUUCUUCUAAUUUUUGGGACAGAUGUUAGAAGUGUUGAAAGUUGAAUAUUGUGUUUCUUUACCAGCCUUUUGAAAAUGUAAACAUUUGAGUAUGUUGUUCAUU